Messenger RNA from Cooperia oncophora, 1011 nucleotides. Lineage: Eukaryota; Metazoa; Nematoda; Chromadorea; Rhabditida; Trichostrongylidae. The record is from the annotation of a GenBank genome assembly.
AUGCAGAAGUGCUGCUCAAUGCUCCUCAAUCUCAUGGCGAUCGCGCGUAGCGAAAAUCGCGCGGGUCGUUCUCAGCGUUCAGAUCUCUACAUAGAGCAAGCCAUGGAAGUUCUAUCAUUCGGAGUUGAGGCAAAUGUAACCAGAAGAAAAGAAAGAUUUCUGAGGUGGGUUCUACCACGUCUUACAUCUCAAUUUAAGUCAUUAACUAAACCAAUGGUUCACAAUUUCCAUCGUUUCCUUGGUGGAAGAACCAGUUCAGCGGACCUUCCUCGGAAUGAAGUCUGCCCUGCGCUCAUGGGACCGAAACUCACAACAGAGAUCGUGGAAAAGUCUCAGUGCAGGAAGCUCACCGAAGCGCUGGUGAAGGAGGCAAAAGCCAAAAGAACGCAUGGCAGUGGCAAGAAAAUGAAGACAUACACGCCGAAAAGGGAAAGGUCAGUUUAUGAACAUAUCAUUAGGGCCGAGAAACAGCUCGCUCCCUACGAGGAGUCCGAAGCCGGGCAGGGCUAUAGGUUAGAGUUCUCUGACCAAAUCCCCCAAUGCUCCUUGCAAUCCUGCACAACGGACUCCGAAUCUGACCUUCUCAGCGUCGCAGUUCAGGAAAUGCUAGACAAAAAUGCCAUUGAAGAGAUUCCCUGGUCCUCAGAAGUUUGGACCUCAAAAAUUUUCGUCAUUCCAAAAAAAGACGGUGGAAACAGAACCAUAAUAAACUUGAAGCCACUCAAUAGUUCAAAGCGCUACCCUUCGGGCCUAUCCUCAGCACCUUACGUUUUCACCAGGCUAAUGAGGGCUAUUGCUUCUGAACUCAGAAGUCGGGGGAUCAGACUGAUUGUUUACCUAGGUGACUGGAUUGAUAAUAGACAAAAACAAAAAAUCUCUUUCACUGAAGAUCAAACAAACUACAAUGUUACUCAAAAUCUAGGUUUAACCAUAAACGAGAAAAAAUCACAGCUUGAACCUUCACAAGUAGAUGGAAUUUCUCGGGAUGACUAUCAAUUCAUCAAGUUUUGA